CUUUUGCUAUAUAAAUUAGUCUUUUCUUGAAUCUCAAACUGAUCUGUUGUGUUCUCGGAAGAUACGCGAAUAAAAGAGUAUAAGAGAAAAAUUGUAUUUUUUUCAUUUGAUGCAUAAUGGCAAAAUUAGCGAUAUUAAUAUUCGCUGUUUGCCUUGUUGCUUAUGCAACUGCAGCUGGAGAUUGUCCAUCAUAUUCUAAAGUACAAACAUGUACACCAAAAUGUGUACAAGAUAGUGAUUGUAGUGCUAUUGCCGGUAAAUGUUGUCCAAAUUUAUGUAAUGCAAGAUCAUGUGUACAACCGAAUGCAUUAAAUAAAGAUGGUAAUACAGCAAGUAAUAAAUAUGGUGGUGGUGGUUCAUCAUAUUGUGGCAAUGUUAAAUGUCAAAAUGGUGAAAAAUGUGAUCAAGAUAAAGCAACAAAACGACCAAAAUGUGUCAGAGCAUAAAUGAAGUUUAUAAAUUUUUUUUAAUUGUUUUUUUCUUAUUAUUAUAAUUUGGACGGAAUUAUUUAAUAAUUUUAUAUAAGUUUUUUUCUUUUUCUAUAAUAUAUUUUUUUUAUAUUUUAAUAACAUAAAUUUAAAAAAAAAAUAAAUAAAAACAGAGUCAAUAAUUGUUUAUAUAUUAUAUGUACUUUUAGUUUAAAAAACAAA
This is a messenger RNA of Condylostylus longicornis, 650 nucleotides long. RefSeq names its product WAP four-disulfide core domain protein 2. The record is from RefSeq and is a predicted model, not a curated record. Gene Ontology annotation, molecular function: peptidase inhibitor activity. NCBI's taxonomy places the organism in Eukaryota, Metazoa, Arthropoda, Insecta, Diptera, Dolichopodidae. Bases 117 to 446 code for a protein of 109 amino acids. Gene Ontology annotation, cellular component: extracellular region. The transcript has 3 exons.